Molecule: messenger RNA, 1002 nt
Organism: Paramuricea clavata
Lineage: Eukaryota; Metazoa; Cnidaria; Anthozoa; Malacalcyonacea; Plexauridae
Source: the annotation of a GenBank genome assembly
AUGACACCCGAAACAUUUGAAAACUUGUUGAAUAUCGUUGGUCCUCAUAUUCGUAAACAGACCACAAACUACAUGAACCCUAUAAGUUCACAACAGGGAUUGGCUAUCUGCUUUAGGUAAAAACAACUCAUUUAAUAGGUUAUUAUUUUUGUUGUGUGAUGCCAAGAAUGGCAAUAAAUGUACCACUCUGGUCUCUCGGAGACUAUAAAUAAUUUACUGACAGAGGAGAAACUGUAGUAUAAGGUUUGGUUGUCAACAUUGCAAAAAAUUAAGACAGGGUUUUGUUUCUUGGGCCUUCCAGAGGGGUAGGGGCAUUUGUAUGCUGUUCAUAUAAACUAAACUAUAUAUGAAAAUAACAUUUAAUAACAGCUUUCAUUCUGAAUAAAGGUGUUGUAUACUUGUUUAAUAAUUUAUUUGGCCAAUUUCAUAUCAUUGAAUAACAGUUUGAUAUAAAUCGGCCUGGUUCAGAAAUUAAAGAUGGAAUUCUUUUUCAUUUUCUUCAUUAAUACUUAAAUAUUUUUCCAGAUUUUUGCGACAGGUGAUUCAUAUAAAACCAUUGUAUUUAGUUAUCGUGUUGGUGCAUCCACUGUUGGUGCAUCCACAUGCCUGGUAAAUCAGUGCAUGAAGGUCCCCACUAAGAAUGAAUGGCAAGCUUUGGCUGAAAGUUUCAACAAUAAAUGGAAUUUUACAAACUGUGUGGGGGCUAUAGAUGGCAAGCACAUUACAUUUCAAGCUCCACCCAAUUCAGGUUCCCUAUACUUCAAUUACAAAGGGACAUUUUCUAUGGUUUUAAUGGCUUUAGUUGAUGCCAAUUACUGUUUUACAGUCAUUGAUAUUGGAAGUUAUGGAUCUAAUAGUGAUGGAGGGAUUUUUUCAAAUUCACUACUGGGUCAAAGGCUGGCAGAGAACCAACUUAAUCUACCAGUUCCUAUUGAUCUGCCUGGGGCUUCCUUACUAGGUAAGGUAAACUCAAUAUGGUUUUUCUGCAUCUCACUCGAUUGA